Molecule: messenger RNA, 4385 nt
Organism: Xenopus laevis (African clawed frog)
Lineage: Eukaryota; Metazoa; Chordata; Amphibia; Anura; Pipidae
Gene: asb3.S
Product: ankyrin repeat and SOCS box containing 3 S homeolog
Exons: 10
Coding region: 109-1710 (533 amino acids)
Biological process (GO): intracellular signal transduction; protein ubiquitination
Cellular component (GO): cytoplasm
Source: RefSeq, a predicted model, not a curated record
CAAAUUGUCAACAUUGUUCCAGUUGUAGAGGGACAUGCGGAGUCACGUGACACGAGGCGAGCUGACAACGUGAGAACCGGUGACCGAGGCGGCGGCGUGCAGGUGACAAUGGAUUUUACAGAGGCCUACACUGAUAGAUGCUCCUCAGUUGGGCAUGCCGCUCGGACCGGAGAUGUGAAAUCCUUGAAGAAGCUCAUUAAGAAGGGAAGCAGCGUGGAUGUGCCUGAUAACAGAGGAUGGAUGCCAGUUCAUGAAGCUGCCUACUCCAAGUCAAGUCAGUGCUUGCAGCUGUUAAUUAAUUCAGCUCCUUCCAGGUCAUAUAUAAAAGCAAAGACAUUCGAAGGGGAAUCUGCUCUGCAUCUGGCUGCUAAGAGUGGCAGUGUGAGAUGUGCACAGAUACUGUUACAAGCUGGAGCUGAUCCAAAUGAAGUCACUAAUGAAGAGACAACGCCACUGUUUUUGGCUGUGGAAGGAGGACAUAAAGAAGUUGUUAAGCUGUUGCUGAAGAAUAAAGCAAAUAUUAAUGGGUCCCAUUCAUGUUCUGGAUGGAAUCCAUUGCACCAAGCUUCUUUGAUGGAACGUAGAGAUAUUAUCCUGUUACUUCUGGAGAAUGGCGUUGACAAGGAAUGUGAAGAUGACUUUGGGAUCACACCAGCAUUUAUUGCAUCACAGUACGGAAAAUACGAGAGCUUAAACCUGCUCCUUUUACAUGAGCUUCAUUAUGUAUCAGGUGCAAACGCUGACUGCCAGGCCAAGGACAAGGCCACUCCGUUAUUCAUCGCCGCUCAGGAAGGCCACGACAAGUGUGUGGGGCUGUUACUGGCCAAGGGAGCCGAUCCAAACCUGUACUGCAAUGAUGACAACUGGCAGUUGCCCAUUCAUGCAGCUGCUCAGAUGGGAAGAAGCAAGACUUUGGAUUUGCUACUGCCAGUCACAGAUCCAGCCAGUGGAGUAGCCGAUGGUAAAGUGAGCCCAGUGUAUUCAGCAGUUUAUGGGGGCCACAAAGAUUGUCUGGAAAAGUUGCUGAUGAACGGAUAUAACCCGGAAGCUCAAAAGUGCCCGUUGUUUGGAUGUGAAACACCAAUGUGUAUGGUUUUCCAGAGAAGGCACUUUGACAUUGUUCCCGUCCUUCUCAAAUACGGCUUCAGACUGUCUAGCGAACACUUAAAGUGUUGUCUGCAAAACAAAACCUUUGAUCUGUUCCGCUAUUUUCUGAAUCAGCGCUGCCCGUUGCCGUCUGGAAAAGAGGUGGAUGCACUCGGGCAGUAUGUGUGUAACGCACAGCAGGAGUGGGAGGAAUGGCUGCCCGAUCUGCUGCUGGCAGGAUUCCAUCCCUUACAUUUGUUGGACGUUGUAUGGAUUCGUUCUGUAAAUGACGACUUCCUGAAUUUCACCCUGGAGUUCACUGAUUGGAAGAGGCUUCCUGGACACGUGGAGCAGUACCUAUCUGUUCAGAGAAAGGCUUCAGCUCGGACCCAACUUAAACCGUUUGAAACCAUUCCAGCGCUGAUGCACCUCUGUCGGCUCCAGAUACGUUCUUUGUUGACGACUGAGCGUUUGCGAUCCGCUGAAUUUAUAUGCACGUUGCCACUUCCUGUGUGUCUCCAGGACUUCCUCCAUUAUUCUGACGUGCUGCGAAAAUAUGCCAUUACCCGGAUGCCUAAUUCCAGUGGCAGUAUAACGAGGACCACUGGUCAGUCAAGUGAUUGACUAUGAUCUACAUUGUACGACCAAAACAUAAAACUGUGUCUCGGGCUGCUGAGAGUAUUCUAGAAAAUUGCCCAUGACCUCUAAUUUAUUGUCCUUUCUUUACCUAAAGGUUUUGAGACAAAAGUAUCCCACAACCAAUGGCAAUGUGAGCAAAAAGGACUUUUUGAUGCUUAUUAUGUAAAUCAUUAUUUUGCCUUACAUGUUACUGUAUAUCUCUGUGCCAGUAUAAAUUAAAACAAAGUAUUUCUGUGUGUAAGAUUCUUUGGUUAAAAGUCCAUUUUGGAGAGCCCAUUAAGUAUUCUACAAGCCUAGCAUUUCAGGCCAGCCUGCACAUCACUACUGGAGACCCAAGGUCCCAAUGGUGAACCCGGCGGCCAGGGCCCUGCCAGCACUGACCAUCUUCUCUCUCGCUGCCAUUAAUGCCUUCCACCGACUGUGCACUUGCUUGCUGCACACACCCAGAGCAGUGGGGGUCUACCAGGACUUCUCCUGGUGGACCAGUUGACUUCCAGUGGAGUUGUUCUCCAACAUUUGUUGUCUUUUCCUGCCCCAUGCAGCACUGUAAAUUCAGUUUUGUUUUGUUUUUUCUCUCUUAUUAGGCGUGUCUCUAAUUUUACUGUUCCAAAGCAGUAAGAUUUCUGAGGCAGUUUCAUAUAUUGGUUUCUUGGACUUAUGGAGAAACAAAAACACUUGGCUAGUAUAAAUCAAGGGAUAUAUGUUUAACUCAUUAACCAGAAAUAAUGAGUGGUGACUUAAAUGUUCUAUACUGUACGUUGUGCCAUUAGUGCAAUUUAGAGAGUCACGAUGCAAGCUAUAUUCAAUCAAUCCAAAGUGGAAAGGGGCAAUAAUAGAGGAGAAUAUAACCCAACUGAAAGGAAAAGAACAUUAUGAGCCAAGUGACUGUGACUAUACAGUUCUUAUGAAUAUUUUUUAAAUAUAUCCUUGUACAACAUCUCCAAUUAGGAAAUGGAAGCAGCUGUCUGUAUCGUAUUGUGGCUGUCAAUUUCAACCACUUUCUAGGUCUCCUCCACCUGCAGUGGAUAGGUACAUAGUCCAUCAAGUUCAAUAUGCAAGAAAGAAUUCUCUUAUUUGAGAGUGUUGCCACUACAACAUCCAGAUUCCUUUUUUUUCUCUCAAUAAACUGGGCUCAUAAGUCCCUUGCAAAGGCAUUCCAAGAAAAGUCAAUUUGGGGAAAAGUUUUUCCAUCCUUGCCCCAUUUACAAAAGUAGUAUUUUUAUUAAAAAGGCCAGUUCUGUAUACAAACGCCUAAUAGCAUUUUCUAAUUGCCAUCUGUCAAUUUUAUCUUUCUCUGUGCUACAGAUCCAUUAAUGCGGAAUCAGAUCUGUACAUGGAUGUUAUGUAACCGGAAUAUUAUAUAUGAUAGUUUUUAUCAAGCAAGCAGUUAGUACAGGCUUGUGCCUGCCCUCUGCACUUAUGGUGACCCAGGGUCAGGAUGUGCCAACAGGGAGAAAAACAUGGGUUCCUUUCCAGGACUGGGUGGUUAUCUGCAGUGGCCACAAAUGAGGUCUACUGUGGGGUUGGGUGGGGCAAUGGGGCCCAUGGCUGGGUUGGUGGGCCCUUGAGGUGUUUGUUGUCAGUGGGCCCUGGACAUCCCAGUCCAACAUUGUGGUGGCCUAACCAAAGACCUCUUUAAAUUCUUAGCAAUUUCACUGGGGCAUGUAGCACCUGCUAUGCCAGGCCAUACAAGUUUUAUUUGUUAGAAAUGUGUGGAAUUCCAUGGGAACCAUAGCAACACAACAUAAUCGCUAUUAAUAAAGCCACAUUUACUGUAGAUACCUGACCUGAAUACUCCUUUUUCUUCUGCACAAACCUUCUGUAAACCCAACGUUCACAUGUUGCUCUUGACUUCACAUUCAUGUCAAAAAUGAAUGAUUCUAUUUCCUAACAUAAAACACCUCUUAAAUCUUAAUUCAUUCCUUCAUCGACACAUCUCUUAAUUGCCAUUUUGCUCAAGAUUUAAAGAUUCCGCUCAAUCGAGAAUUUUGCUAUGUAUUUUCUUUUCAGUGCAGGCACGGAUGAGAACUAAGAAGGUGGAGGGUGUUGAGCAGAUGACAUUUAGAGGAACGAUAGUUAAUGAGGGAGUCAAGGUACAGUUUGUAGGGGAAGGUAAUGAAAAAUAAAGCUAUUGGUUUUAUAUUAGGGUCUAAAAUGAACUCUGAGGCAGCGUAGGGAGAAAUGGAAAUUGUGGGAGGAUUUAUGAGAGAAGUGUCUGGCAGAUGUAUUUAUGGAGGAUUGUAAAGGGCAGUAUCUAAUUGCAGCAGAUCGAUAGGAAGGGAAUUGCUGGAAGGCUUGAAAUUUUGAAAUGAUAGAGAUUCUCUUUUUUUUCCUGGUAGAUUUUUUUAGGGAUAGUGUAAGUUGUCACACAAACUAAUUUCUCAAACAGAGUGUUAGUAUAAAUAAUUGAAAUCAAAACUUCAUGACAGUAAAGGGGUGACAGACAGACAAUGGGAAGUCAUUUCAGAAAAUAACAUUUUGUCCAAUAUAAGCAUUAUAUUUUCUUUCUUUAAAUGAAAAAUAUUUUUUACACAUUCGAGUUAUAUUUUCGGAAAAAUUGAAUGUCUGGUAUUUAUUAAAGGGCUUGUUCACCUUCAAACACUUGUUUCAGUUCAGUUGGUUUCAGACAGAUCACCAGAAAUAAAGACUUUUUCUAAUCA